Molecule: messenger RNA, 520 nt
Organism: Porites lobata
Lineage: Eukaryota; Metazoa; Cnidaria; Anthozoa; Scleractinia; Poritidae
Source: the annotation of a GenBank genome assembly
AUGUCGGGUACGUCUACUUAUCAACAAGUCACAAUUACUGAAAGAAGUAAUGCACCGCCCGGAGAACGAAUCCGAGCUGUUGGAAUGUGCUUUUACGGACGUGGACAGGACCUGACGACAGACAAUUUGUACCGAUUGAAGCGAAAUCCAUCCAACCCCAAAGAUGACAACUGCAUUGAGUUGACAGAGAAUGGUAUAGUAAAGGCAACAAUGAAUGCACGCCUGUCCAAGCUUAUGGCACCACUUAUUGAUAAUUCCAUUAUACGGGAGCCUGAAUGGUAUGAUUAAAUUGAAAACCUUAAUUUUACUGUGAUCCCUUGUUAAAGAAUCUUUUUUUUUUUAAUGCAGUAAUUUUUGUUUUCGUCACUAUAGCCGUGUUUUGGAAGACGCAAUCUGGAGUCGAGGAGAUACUAGACGACCAGCAAGGGCCCACAAAGUUGAGGCCAAGUUCAUUGCAAGCCUCACUGACCUUGAACUUGUUCAAGACGUAUUUAAAGCUUACAAUGUUAACUUUGUUUAA